AUGUUGAAGCUUGAGCUGAUUAUACAUGUUCCAACCUUUGUAUAUCUUGCGAGAUAUCUAACGAGAUGUUAUUUUUAUAUUUUGCAGGGAGUCACAGAUAAACAAGUAAACGAUGCCCAACAAGCUUUCAACUUGUUUGACAAGAAGGGAGACGGCGCGGUACCCACUAAAGAGUUGAAUAAUGUGUUUAAAAGUCUCGCCCUGCAUGUUGCUGACCACAAACUGCAGUUGUGGGUUGAUGAAAUGGAUGAGGAAGCAACUGGUUUUAUCGGUUGGGAAAAAUUCUGCACCCUGUUCAAGCGAAAAGUGCAGGAAGAUGAAGACGAACGUGAAGUGCGGGAGGCAUUCCGUGUGCUGGACAAGAAUAACCAAGGAGUGAUUGAUGUUGAGGACCUGCGCUGGAUCUUGAAAUCUCUAGGGGAUGAUUUGAAUGAUGAAGAAAUCCAGGACAUGAUUAAUGAAACAGACACAGACGGCAGUGGUACUGUAGAUUAUGAAGAAUUCAAAACUCUGAUGACAUCAGAAUGAAGCAACCUGUUCAUCACCUGUCCACCCGUCCACCCGUCCACCCGUGUCUAAAUUGAAUUCCAUGUAUCUCGAAAGGACACUCAAAGACGUUAUUUUUCUUCUCCAGUUACUCAUAUUCUUUUAGUUCCUCUAUUCUUUCUACGUCUCCUUACACUUACUCUCUCAGUUUUUUUUUAUCUCUUUCACUUACGGCCUACUGACUAUCACACAUCUUUCUCUGAAGAUGACACACAACCCUUGGCACGUCGAUAUAUUGCUAAUAAUGCUAGUUAUAACCUUCGUAUAUAUCUUUCUCUAAUCGAUCGCACACUUACCUAUACCCAAUCCGUCCCCUACCCAUUCCUGCCAAUAGCAAACACAACAUCCAGUUAAUUUUACUUCUUAAUUAAUUUGUCUACUUAUUAUUUAUGCCAAACCUUUAAUUUUUGACAUGCUUCAUUCAACUAUGACUAAUACCACCACUACUACAUUACUCUACAACUAUUAUCACCACCACCGCUACUGCACAUCUCCAUUAUCACCACUGCUAUUACUAAACAAGGAGAUAAAAGAACAUUCAACCACCAUCACUACUGUCUAGGAUUUUUUAACAAUCUGUCCGCUGUAUUUCUUUUCCUUCAGUUUGUGUACUUAUGAAACAGUAAAGUUUGAUUGCUGCAAUGGGGAGGAAGAGUUUAUUGUCUAAGUCAAUUGUCUAAGCUUCGUGACAAUUGCUGGCACAUAAAAACAAUAAAAAAAUUCUUUGCAUACUGAGUUCAAAUGCAGUUGACGCCUGCUUUACUUUCAUCCUUAGGGCUUCAGUAAAAUAAGCACCAGUAAUAUGCUGUGGUACAUAUGAAAUUAAUUUACUCUACCCUUCUCGCUCAUUUGCCCAUGCCUUCAAUUAUGUUGAUUGUCAGACUUGUUAAUGUUGCACAAAAUAUCUUGCAGUAUGCCUUCCAGCUCUUUACAUUCUGAGUUCGAAUCCUGCUAUUCACCCUUUUGGAGUUAUAAAAAUGAAAUGCCAGUGAAGUACUGAGGUCGAUGUAGACGACUGCACCCCCCGCCCAACUCCUCCAAAUUUUUUUCUCUAAAACGAGAAAUAAUAAUUAUUAUUAUUGCUAUUAUUAUUGGUGGUAUUAAGGCAGUGAGCUGACAAAGUCAUCAGCACGCCGGGCAAAAUAUUUAGUGGUAUUUUGUCUGUCUUUACAUUCUGAGUUCAAAUUCAGCUGAUACCGACUUUGCCUUUUUUCCUUUCGGCGUCAAUGAGAUAAGUACCAGUUGAUUGCUGGGGUCGAUGUUAUCGACUAGCCCCCUACGCCAAAAUUUCAGGCCUUGUGUCUAUAGUAGAAAGGAUUAUUAUUGAUGGUAUUUCUUGUUAUACUGUUAUUGACGGUGGUGAGUGUGGGGGAGGGGUGAUGCUACUGGCUAUGGUACUGAUAGUAGCAGUGGUGGUGAUGGUAGUAGUGGUGGUGGCUGCUAAGUUUUUAUGUGGUGGAUGUAUAUUUGCUAUGUUUAUAAUUAUUGUUUUCGUUAUAAUUAAUAUUGUUGCUAUCAUUGUUAUUGUAAAUGUUAUUGAAGAACAGCAAGUCAGCUGAUGCAGCAGAACAUCAGACUAAAUGCUUUCGUCAACAAAUCUGAGUUCAAAUCCCACCAGGGUAGACUUUGCUUUCUCAUCCUUCCAGGAUCGAAAUUUUAAGUACAAUUCAUAUCUUGGUGGGAAUGACACUCUAACUAAAACUAAAUUCUCUCUCUCUCUCUCUCCCUCUCUCUCUCUCUUUCUCCCUCUCUCUCUCUCUCUCUUUCUGCUAAAUGUUCAGUUAUUGUGCUAAUGUUAUAUUAUUGUAUUAUUGUUGAUGUUAUUGUUCUUACUAGGGUAACGGAGAAUGGAAAGGAAGAAGUCAGAACUAUUUUAAUGAUACUAACGAGUUCAAUAAUACACUAACAUUAAAACAAAUUCACAACCAAUUUAGCAACAGGGAAAAUGUGUGCAAGUAACAUUCGGGGUUGUUACCAUUACAGCAGAACACGUGACUAUUAUACCACUUCCUCAUCUUUGUUACUUAGUCAAGAGAAAUAACCUUCAUUAUCACCACCAUCAGCAUCAUCAUCUUCAUCAACAGCAGCAUCGCUAUCAUCAAUGUUUUCGAUUAUUCUCUUUACUUAUCUCACAUGUACCAAAGUUUAAGCACAUCUAAACAUUAGCACAGAAGCAUGCGCGCGCAGCAUACACAUACACAUAAUGAUAAAAAUAAUAAUCAUUAUUGUUGUUGUUGUUAUAAUUAUUAGAAUUAGAAUUAUUAUUUUCGUUUUUUUUUUCAUGAUUAAUAUUUAACAUAUUUACAUUUCUUCAUUGCAGUUGUUUCGUCGUUGUUGUUGUUCUUAACAAUGUUCGCGUUAUUUAGUAUGCAACGAACUAUGGCAUAAUGUCUUUAUUUCUCAUUCUUUAUUUUUGUUUAACUCUCUCACUCUAUCCAUCUACAUGUUGCUUUCAGUCAAUGUGCAUAAAUACAAAUAUUACAUACAUGUGUGUGUGUGUGUGUGUGUGUGUGUGCAUAUGCAUGUUUAUAUAUGUAUGUGUGUGAUGUGCAUGCGCACGUGCAUCAGUAUAUGUCUAUAUAAAACUUGUAUAAUAACAAUAAUAAUAAUAAAAAUUAUAAUAAUAAUAAUGAUGACGAUGAUAUAAAUAAACGUAUUGUAUACAUAUAAAUAUACUUAUAUAUACAUAUGUAUACAUAUAAAUAUGCUUAUAUAUACAUAUGUAUACAUAUGAAUAUGCCUAUAUAUACAUGUAUAUAACAAUUAAAUCAAUAGCUAACUAGCCCAAUUGACUUGCUUCUUGUGUUUGUUUCUCC
Messenger RNA from Octopus bimaculoides (California two-spot octopus), 3362 nucleotides. Its product is annotated as troponin C. Gene Ontology annotation, cellular component: myosin II complex. Gene Ontology annotation, molecular function: calcium ion binding. The record is from RefSeq and is a predicted model, not a curated record. NCBI's taxonomy places the organism in Eukaryota, Metazoa, Mollusca, Cephalopoda, Octopoda, Octopodidae.